AUGCAUAAAGUUGAAUUACUGUGUGUGGUCUCAUUGGCCCUCUUUGGCCUUGGUUAUGCCAAAACGGUGACCAAAGACAUCCAAACACCCAGUGUUGAAGAACUUUGCUCCCUGUUGCCGGGUGCCACCAUAUUACGUCCCAAUACCUGUACCAAUUGGAUUAGAUGCCCAGCUUCGAUGGAAACCGAGGAAUUGGAAGAAGGUUCCUGUGUCAAUGGCCUAUACUUCAAUAAGGAUAUGGGUUCUUGCGUCUACAAGGAUGAAAUGGUCUGCCCCUAUGAAUAUACCGCUCCCGCCAAGGUUGAACGUUGUAAUGCCAAAAAUGAAGGUUCCUUCCUGCCCGAUGAGGACAACUGCAGCGGUUAUGUCUACUGUAAGAAUGGUGCUGAAAUCAAGGCCAAUUGCCCCGCUCACAUGGUAUUCCAUCCCACCAAAUUGGAAUGUGUCUAUGGCUCACAGUAUACCUGCCCCGAACCCAAACCCAAAGAUGAAAAGAAAACCCAUCCCGUCUGUUUGUCUCUGCCCAAUGAUGUCUUCUUUGCCGAUAAAGAUGAUUGCACCAAAUACAGUCAUUGUCUCGAUGGUAGCCUUACUUCGCACUCCUGCGGUGAAGAGCAAGCCUGGGAUCAUUUGAAGGGUACAUGUGUGCCCAUUGCUGAUGUUGUCUGUAUGCCAACGGCCAAAAAACCCGAACCUGAAAAUCGUGUCUGUAUCCAGAAUGAAACCGUUAUUGUUGGUCCCGUCUCGGAUGGUGUCUCGUGCAGUGGUUAUUAUUUCUGUAAGAAAACCUCGGAUGGUAGCCGUGAUCGCAAACCUGAACAUUUCUCCUGCAGCAAUGGUCAAUUCUUCGAUACCCAAACUUUGUCGUGUCGCGAUCGUUUGAAUGUCAAGUGUGCCUUUGAUCGCUGCGAGGGUACCGACAGCAAAUAUGUCAAUGUGGCCGGUAACUGUAAGGCCUAUGCCAUUUGUGCCAAUGGCAAGACCAAUGAUAAGGGUGCCUGUCCCGAUGAUUAUUUCUUUGAUGAACGCACUCAGGGUUGUACUCGCCGUAUGAUCAGCUAUGCUGCCUGUUCGGCUUAA
Messenger RNA from Musca vetustissima, 1080 nucleotides. RefSeq names its product peritrophin-48. Gene Ontology annotation, cellular component: extracellular region. NCBI's taxonomy places the organism in Eukaryota, Metazoa, Arthropoda, Insecta, Diptera, Muscidae. The record is from RefSeq and is a predicted model, not a curated record. The coding region runs from base 1 to 1080 and encodes 359 amino acids. The transcript has 2 exons. Gene Ontology annotation, molecular function: chitin binding.